GACCUCGCAUCUCGUAACACUCCCUCUACAACGAAGAGUCUUUAGAUUUUCUCAACAUAAUUUCAUCGUUUGCAACAAGUUGACUGUGGAAAAAAUAAUCCAUCUUUAUUUUUGAACUCAACUCUCUCUCUAUCCAUUGACACUAUCCACUCACAACUCUCUGACUCCAUCCACUCACUUAUUCAUUGAUUUUAUCACCCUGUUGAACUUACCUCCUCGGCCCCGCUCCCUCCUUCAUGUGUGCAUCUGGUUCCAAUGAAUCUCGUAGUCAUUUACUAAAGUUUCUUAUUUCAAGUUCUCGUGACUUGGUAAUUAAUCAAAGUAAGACUAAAAGCAACAACUGCGUAAGACUAAAAACAACAACAGCAGCAACCGACGUUAGAUUACGAACACAACAAUAGCAACAACAUACGUAAUGCGACACACAACAUCGUAAGGCCAUACAACUAAGAGUAGAACGUAGUUGAGACGAAAGACGACAUUUACCGUAAUUCCUGAGACGAAAGAUUACAACAAGAACUCCAAGGUCGAUAUCUCUCGGAACGAAGCAUCAACAUAAUUUCCAAAGAAAUGUAGCACUGCGCAAAGAAAUCAAACGCAAUUCUUAAGGAAGUACUGCACUGCGCGACAUCAUAAUAUUAAGAAGUUAUUAUUCCCUCGUCCUCACACUCACAGACAAGUAAUCAAAUAUAUUACAGUUUUCCACUGGUGUAAAAGUAAAGAACCAAAAAAUAGAGAUACGCACAAUCUCGAUUCCUUUCUAUCCUACAACGAAAUAACGACCUCCGCCUCGUUUCCUAUCCUAUCUUAAGUAGAAGGAAGAAGAUUUAUCCUAAGCUAAGUAGAAGGAAGUGAAUCUUCGGGAGAGGAUCAAGAUCAAACAAAAUGGCGGUAAAACUUUCCAUUCCGGGAGGACAGCACCUGCUGUUCCUCUAUUUGGUCGUGGGCUUCUUCUUCGGCGGGACGCUCUUGUGCUAUGUUAUGGCUGGAGUCAUUUGCAUUUGUUGAAUAAAAAAGAGGUGGAGUCGGUAAGUUUGACUCAUGUAGCUCUUUUUACUUCUUGGAUGGCUCUUCGGACGAUGAGAUUUGACCAUAGAUUAUCACAAAGAAGAAGAGUGCCCAUCUCUUUGGUCAUCCAAAAUGUUGGGCUGUUUUUCCGUAGAAAAAUUCUCACCCUGCUACUGCUUCUACCAGAACAGAUCACUUUAACAACAUUCUAGUAGCCAUCUUGUUAUCUCCUACUUUCCCGGUAUUAGCAAGUAGUAUGUAGGUUAGUUACUUCACCCUCCGACAGUAGAUCCUUUUAUUUUUAAGGAUCUUCUCUCCUGGUAUUAGCUAGUGCAGGGUCACGAAUGAAAUCGUAGUUCACGCCGAAAGCUAGCAGCGUGGGUUGAGUAACUAGCCUAGAAGAAGCUGCAGCUCCAAUAGUAAAUGAAGGUAGUCCGCCUGUUUUUUUUACGUGGAUUUACUCCUCUCGUAUCUUUUCCCAGAUAGUUUACAGUAUUAGCCACCUGAAAAUUAACUUAUUGAAAAUCAAGAUGCAAGGUCAUCUUCUGAGAGAUAUCCAUACCAAGUUUUUGACAAGAGCUAUCACUUCUGAGAGAUUUUGUCCAUCUUCCUUUUCCGUUUUUAGCUGGCUACAAUGCGUCUGGUGUCUUUUUUUAGGCGGACCCACUUCGCCCGGUGUCGUAUUAAGUUGACCUACUCUACCCUGUGUCUCUUUUAGGUGCAUCCACUUCGCGUGUCUUAUUUCGGUAGGCCCACUCUCUCCGCCGUGUGUAUUUUUUAGGCGGAGGGGUUUGGUCGCUUGGUAUCUUUCUUAGAUGCAUAUGCCGCGCCUGGUGUCUUACGAUAAUUCCCCACAGUGCCGCGCAAUGAGUGUGCGCGUGGCUGCGGCGGGGAGCCCCUGAACCUGAGUCUUUCUGUUUUAGGUGGAUCCAUUCCCCGCCUGGUGUCUUUUUUAGGUGCUUCCACUCCGCUUUUCUUUUCUAGGCUCAUAUUUCUAGGUGGGUCCACCCCGCUUGGUGUCUUUUUUAGGUGCAUCCACUCACAUUAUUUUUCUUAGGCGGGUGCCCUUUUCGGUGGGUCCUUCGAAUCGGUCCCCCGGGUGUCUUUUUUAGGUACAUCCACUCCGCCUGGCCUUCUUAGGUGGAUAAUUUUAGGCGCAUCCGCUCCGCCUGUCUUUCUUAGGUGGAUAUUUUCUGGCGGAUACUUUUAGGCUGAUGCUCUGUUUUAGAUGGAUAUUUUUAGACGGAUGCUUUAUUUUAGAUGGAUACCUUUGGCGGUACAUACAAGCCACCCUGUGGAUGGCGGGUCAACACCUGACCUAGCCUACCUCUAGCUGGAUACCUUUCGGUGAAUGUUUUAGAUGGAUGGCGUUUUUAGGUGGAUACUUUUCGGCGGAUAUUUCUAGCUGGGCCCACUCCGCUUGCCUUGUUUAGGCGGAUCCCCCACUCCGCUUGUUUUUUUUUGCUGGGUAUCCUGCGUGCCCUUCUGCGUCUUACGUAUGGUUCUUCAUCAGAUCUUGUCUUUCAUGUGUAUCACUGUGCCCUUCGUCGAAAGUCCUCCUUAAAUGGCCCUUCAUGGGCCAUGCAUGACGAGGCUGAACGACCAGGACUCACCUCAAGUGGCCCCACGAGGUCGGGAUAAUAGAUUCUUUUGAUGGUGAGUCCCUUUCGAGUUCCACAACCCUGAGAACAGGCGAACACAUAGCCCACUAAGCCUAGCCAGCUACGAAGCUGGCUAGGUGGGAUGCAUGGUAGGCGCCUCCCUGUUCACUGACAGACUUACCAAGCCCCCCAAGCGUGCACUUCCCGUUCAGGCUGGGCAAGGAGUUUCUAUCUAGCUAGCUAAGUGUAUCGCUGGGAGCCGACUCCACCUUUCCAGAGGACUAAAUCCUUCCAGAGCACUGCGUGCUUUUCUCUAGUUGAAAUAUAUUGAGCGAUAUUGAAUGACUUUUACUUUGCCUAGCCAUCUGGAGGAGCUAACUAUCUACUCUGCGUGUCGUCUAUUAAUAUCUGGAGCUAGCUAACUACGUAGGUAUCCAUGAUUCAAUCUAUAUCUAACUAAUGAUCCAGAACUAUGCGUAAAGUUCAAUCAAGAUAACGGCAAAAAAGCUAUUCGACUAUCUCUAACGAUUGGCGCAUCGGACUGGGUAUCUCUUUAGAGACGCAAAACGAUUUUUUUUAUGGUCGGCUUUUAUUCAUCUCGCCAAGAAAGCAUCUUGACACCCUUUGCGUCCCUGUAUUAUUCCUAUGAUGAAUUAUUACAAGGGCACAACGAACAACAACAACAACAUGCAUCGCCGGCUUCGCGCUGUGUUGUCGUGGUUGUUGUUGGUACUAAAGACAUCAAGAUGGGACCCGGGCGACCGGGAUGAAUUCUAGCACACUCUAAUAUCCAAUGGAUGGCGGGCCGUUGGAGUCUUUCGUGGUCAGUCCUGGUCCUGGAGGUCCCUCUAUCACUCCAUGCGAAGCCGGAUGCACCUUUUUGCAAGACUCCUCUUCGUGUGCAUGUGAUAAGAAAACCGAGGAGAGGUCGACGGCCACGACGACUGCGAAAACGACCGGCGCUGAGGCUGAGGCGAAGCACGGGGCCCGUGGUGGUGGUGCUUCUGGUGCUUCUACUGUUGCCGCUGCUGCUUCUGGUGCUUCUACUGCUGCUUCUGUUGCGGGUUCUGGUGGUGCUAGCGCUGCUGCGGCAGCUAAAUCUGAAGCAAAGCCUGCGCCGUCAUCUGUUGUAAGAAUCUUGUUGUUUGCUACUGCAUACUAGAAAGCCGUCGAUAUUAGACUCAGCAGCAGGGGUGGCUCUUCGCUUUUUUAGCUUCAAUCUAGUCCACCCGCCGACUAUUGUGGCUGAAUAUAUCAGCUGCUGUUACUGUUCAUCAUGCAUUUCUCAUUAAGGGUAGGCCAGGUUAGUGCUUUUGGUGUCGCCGUUUGUUUUGACUCUCCUGAGGGAGAAAAGCACAACAAACGGGAAAGAAACAGAAACACCAAGGCCCAAUGUCUGGCGUCAGGUUGGGCACCGUGCUCACCGUCUUGCUUUUUGUUGUCUUCGGAAAAAGUGGGAGCCCACUCAAGAUCGAUCCAUGCCAGUCGCUCUGCCUUCAUGUGCGACAUUUUUGGGAAAUAUAGGACACCGAGUUUUGUUUUCUUUGGAAAGGCUUCCCACGGGAGGAUAUGGAUUUUCCGUGGCACGCAGAUCCCUUCCCAUGGCACGGGAGUGGGGCCAUCUAGAGGCGUGGCACUCCUUGACAAAUAGAAGGUGGGGCACGUCGUGACAUGACACGGCGCUGGACUCCCCUGCAUGAUCACCAUGCCAUGGCCCUUGUUUUUUUAUUUAGGGUUGUUGCUUCGUUCUCUCUUCCUCUUGCGUUGUGUUUAUUUUUUGUGCCUCUCAAUUCAUUGUAAUAGCCUAGAGUAAUAGUAACCUGUUCAGCGUUCGGCUGUUUGUUUCUAAUUUGAUUGCAUAGGAACAAAUCGCAGUCGUUUUUUGCUGGAAUUUCCGAAGUUUUUCGCUGCCAAUCAUUGCCAAUCAUCUGAGGGUCGUGGGGGGUCUUGGUUGUCGUCGUGCUUCAGGUUUUUCCUUGUAGUUUUCGGGGACCGUGUAUUUUCAGCAUUUGCGUGGCCGUGGGUCUUCGCGUCCAAUAUUAAUGGAUGAAGUUUUCAGCAUCCUUACCCUGAUCUUGGGUCUACUCCCUUUUUUCCUUGGAACGAAGCCAAUACGGUCAAGGGGGGGGGCUUAAAUGGUCUGACAGAUCUUUUUAUCCAUUAUUUUUUGACGGGGCUGCUUUGAUCACUGGGCCGAGCUGGUGUUAGGAUCUUUGUUUUCGAUGCCGUGCCCGUGAGUUUCCGUGACUGACGUAGGCUCUUCUGGCUGCCACCUUGUUUCAAUAUUGCAAGACUUGGCCUACGACUACUACUACGCACUGCCACUACACAUCAGUAAAGCCAUGCGUCUAUCAUCAUCUUGGUCACCAUAGUUAGUUAGUGUAGAUGUCACAUGUUGUGGCCCACUCUGAAUUCGACCCGAUCUUGUUCGAGGGGUUCGAGGCUUAUACUUUCAAAGCAAUUUGACGGCUCUCUUGAGCCUUCCGUGUUUGCACCAUUACCGUUUUGUAGCUCUUUGAAUCCAUCUCCAUGCAAGAAGUGCGGUUCGUUGAAUCCAUCCAAAGAAUACCAUGGAGAAUCCAUUUUAGAGGCUGGGGUAGUGUCGGCAUAACUAACGUCGAUACCUUACUCGAGCGUUUUCGAGGUCGCAACGUGCUGGCUCUGGCUUUUCGCUGCACUUUUUCGAUAGUAACCUCGUCGUGAGCAGUCCACCCUCUCAGCUUGUUCAUUACUGUUUUUUCAGAAUUUUGCGUUGCCUGACCAGUGUGGAGGAUAGUAAAUAGCGGCUCCUUGGUUUUUUUAGUAGAGUGGUCCUAUUCUUUUACUUCCGUUUUGUUGUUCAGAUGAGUGCUUUUCCGUGGGGGGUAUGCUUCUUUCAUUUCCCCGUAAAUGCGCGCUUCGGAUCACGACGACGCCGCUCUCGGAGUGUGGUGUUUUGUUAGGCCUCAAGUCGGUGGGUGUUUGCCAGGGGGGCACAGCUAGGCGUGUAACAUGGAGGCACAUUAAAGAGUGCAGAACCCUGUAGAGGGUGCCCGCCGUGGUGGUCUUGGCGGGUGCCUUAGCACUGGCGCCCACGUGUGCCAGGGCUCCAGCUUGAAUGAUGUCACAGCCCCGUGGCCCAUUUUCAAGCGGAAGCACCCUGGGGGACCGACUGGCGCAUGUGGGCACACCGCACCGAUCCCAUUGCCGUUCUGGGCGGCGUUCCCUUGCGCCGCUAACUAAGGCACUCAGCCAAGCUGCCGCCGAAUAGAGAACUUAUAGGACCAAGCUGCCCCCUUGCUUCCUUACACAAAAACAGGAGGCGGAACCAUUUUUCUCUUCUCGAAAUGGUGUCCCGGGUCUGUCAGCGUGUGCCCUGGGCCCCACACUGACUGCUCGAGAGGCCGUUGGGGUUGGUCGCUUUUUGUUUCGCCGCGACCAAGCGUGCAUCUUUACGGGGCUCGGGGGUUGUUUUCUGGUCAUUCUGCAGGACGGGGAGGGCGCAGGGGCUCGUGGUAUCGGGCAUAUGCUUGCUUCGAAUUCCAGCAAGGUAGAAAAGGGCUGACUGUAUUGCGAGCCAGGGUGGCGUAAGUACUUAAACUUUUUAGACAGCGGGGCAGGACUCGGGACUCCCCGGCGCCUCCUUGGCCAGGCGUGGCUAGCUUGCUGCAAGUGCGUGGGGAGUGUGUUGCGCGUCAUGGUGGGCAGGCCGGGCGCGCAGCUGGUUUUACAACUAAGUGGCGGCGCGCGCUGCUGAGUGGGUGUUCUCUUCUGCGUGUCAUCCGCUAGCGUGUUUGCUUGCUCUUUUUUUAGUCGUUUGCUGGCCUGUGUCAAGGCAGUGCCGUCGAUGGCCCAGCGCGUCCCCCUUCGUUCUUUUGUUUGGAUGGCUACACGCAGGUGGAUUUCUUCUUUAUCGGCUGCCCAGGCCAAGGAGAUAAUAUUUAUAUUACGCAUGACUCUCUUUGAUUUAAUAUUAUGCCUGACCCACUUUCUGUUUCUGCGGACUUUAUCCAAGGAGCCCCCCAUCAUCGGAGUUGAGCUAGGAGGCUGGGGGAGCUCGAUGCGAGGGGCCCCUCAGGUAACCUACCCUAGCUUUUCACCCCCGUCUCUUGUGUGGUUAUAUUAUCUUUCCGAUCAGGAGGCGGUGGCAGUUCGAAAAUUUUCUGACUGCUUUUUCGGAUCAGGUUCAGGCCCAGGCUAACGAGUUACGGAAGAUGAUUUUGGGGGGCAAGGACCCCGCCAAAACGACGAUCGUUUUUCUUUCGGCUGGCAAUGAUCUCGACAAUGAGCGAGAGGACGCGACGAAUAUGAAGACUAAAAUCAUGAACGCGCUGAUUAAGAAGUCAGCAGAAAUGGCGAAGACGGAAAAGUACAGGUUUGUCACUGGAGGCGCCAGUCAUUGGCAGCAUGUCUUUGCUACGGGUAUGAGCGGGAUGGGGCAGACAACGCACAACUUCCCCGACCUUGAUCGCGAUUUUAUUUCUCCCAACGGUGUUCUUGUCCAAAGAAAGGCCAACGACGUGCCACCGCCUGCAGCAUUCCCCCCGCCUCAGGGAGAGAACGAGCUUACCCACAUGAAGGAACUCACACUUCUUAUGGCAAGAAGACUAUCACUCACACACAUACCUCGAGACCUGUGCUAUUGAAGAUGUCACAACUUGGACUGAAGCUGCGAACUUUUUUGCAAGCACAAAGCUGCCCCUCGUUUUCAGUUUUCGGUCUUUACUAGUUAGUUUGUGAACGGCGCCGGCGUGUGACUUCGGGUAUGGCUAUGAGUAAUGAUCUGUCUAUCAUAGGCGAAGUCAAGGAGCAGCCGGACUACUACAAAGAGUUGUUUAUCGAACUGGUCGCGGAUGUAUAUUUGGUCUUCAAAGGUGGUCCGAAAGCUCCUGCCGAAGUCUUUGACGCGUAUCGCCGUGGAGACUUGGUCGUACCGGUGCUUUUUUCUGGAGGUAUGAGCAGCCCAAAGUCUACGUCACAGAUUUCCGAGGGCGCCGGCCUGCUCCCUGAGCCUAUAUUCAACAGAGCAAAAGAGUGGCAGAAAUACGACCUGUGCGCCCCUGACAAAGCGGAGCCGGAGGCGAUUGCCGAUGCCGUUUGGGGUCAAAUUGAAGAGAGAAGGGUAAAGAUUCUUUCCACUGAUAGUUUUGCCGAGCCUUUUUGUCGGGGCGGGCUGCUGUGUUCCUUUAUAGUUUAGCGGCUUUGCUUGUCUCAGGCCGUUUGCACAAAGAAAACAGGCAAAGGGGAAGAAAAGGCAAAGGGGAAGACAAGGCAAAGGGAAAGAAAAGGCAAAGGGAAAGAAAAGGCAAAGGGAAGGAAAAGGCAAAGGGAGAGAAAAGGCAAAGGGAAAGAAAAGGCAAAGGGGAAGAAAAGGCAAAGGGGAAGAGACGGCAAAGGGAAAGGAAAGGCAGAGGCAAAGAAAAGGCAAAGGGAAAGGGAGCACAGGGGGACAGGGACAGGCAAAGGGAGAGGAAAAGGCAAGAGGAAAGGAAAAGAGGAGGCAGGGGGGAAGGAAGAGGCAGAGAGUGAGGCAAAGGGAAAGGCAAAGGGAAGGGGAAGAGGCACAGGGGGAGGAAAAGGCAAAGGGAAAAGCAGAGGAGAAGGCAAGGGGGAAGGCAGGGGAGAAGGCGGAGGAAAGGGCAAAGGAAAAGGCAACGGAAGAGGCAGCGGGAAAGGCAGAGGAAAAGGCAAAGGGAAAGGGAAAGGCAGGGGAAAAGGCAGGAGAAGACGAGGCAAAGGGGAAGGGAAAGGCAGAGGAAAAGGCAAAGGGAAGGGCGAAGGAAGAGGCAGAGGAAAAGGCAAAGGGAAGGGCCACGGAAAAGGCCAGGGAAAAGGCAAAGGGAAAGGGGAGAGCGCAAUAGGCUCCAGGUGGCUGGGACUGGCGUGCGUCGGGUUUCUAUCUUGUAGCCCUCUGAGACGGUGUAGCACUUAUCAGAAUGUGCGCGCGCUGUGCAUCUUCGCGCCUAGUAUUGAAGUAAAUGGAUGAAGUUUCUUGCAUCCUCACCCCGGUCGCCUUGGCUCGCCCUUCUUUCUUUGGAGGCCAAUGCGGUGAAGGUGGAGAGGGGGGCCUAAAUGGUCUGCCCGAUCUUUUUACGCAAAGCAACUCUGAGGGGAUUGCUUUGGCCACGGUGCUGAACUGGUUUCGGGAUCUUUUUUCCAUUUCGUGCGCGUAGGAGCUUUCUGUGCUGACGUAAGUUCGAUCAUUCCAACUGCCUCCCUGCUUCCGUAAUUCAUGACCGGGGCUUCGGCUAUUGCCCCUUCUACUGCGCAUCAGAAAAAGCAUUCAUCUUGAAGCGUCUUCGUUACCGCGUCCCUGGCUAGACGCGACACGCCGUGAUGGACUGGCCUUGGUCUUGUUGGGGUGUGCUGCUCACGCUUCUGGCGCAUUUCUAAUGGCUUGGGCCUUCGGCUUUUCUAUGAUUCCAGCCGUUUCAGAAUUAACAGGUAAAGACGAUAGCUCGCCGAAUCCGUGCAGCGGGUGGGGCACUCUGAAUCCAUUCAAACAGUGCCGCAGAGAGUCUGUUCUUCGACGGCUUCUACUGCAAGGGAGUCGCUGAGUUUGUACUUUUUGGCGCGCGCAGCUACUAGUACUAAGAGUCGGCUUGCCUUCGAUUGAUCCUCUAAAAGGCUGGGGCCGUGGAGGUAUAAGAAACGCUGGCACAGCCUCGCUUCCUCGAGCGGUGUUCGGUAGUGUUUUCGAGGUCGCGGCCUCAGCAUUCUGCGGUGUGCUGGUUGUGGCUCCCCACUGGGCCUUGUAGAUAGUGUUCUCGCCGCGAUCCAUCCACAGUUUCAGCGUGUUCUCGCUCGUCUUUUCAGAAUUUUUGGCUACCUUCCCGGUGUGGGGGGUCGUACGACGUGCAUGGCGGCCGGCUGGUUUUAGUAGGCGGCCUUUUUCCUUUUUUCGUUUUGGUGUCCAGGUGCUUUUUCGUCGAGGAGGGUCCGUCGGUUUCUAUCGUUUUCUGAGCAGCAAGUUAGUGCGCGCUUCGGAUCACGGCGGCGCCGCUCUCGGGCCUCAAGUCGAUGGACGUUUGUUAGGGGGAGGGGCAACUAGGCGUGUGACAUGAAGGCACAUUAAAGAGUGCGGAAUCGUUGCAGAGGGUGUCCGCCGCGGUGGUCUUGGCGGGUGCCUUAGGUCUGGCGCUAACCGGUGCCGGGGCUCCCGCUCUAAUGAUAUCACGGCCCCGCGGGGCCUCAAGUGCAAGCACCCUGGGCCCCAGGGUGCUUGCACUUGAACCUGGGAGGGAUCGGCGGGCACAUUUGGCCACACUGCGGCGACCCCUUUCCAGGCGGCGCUCUGUUAAGGAACAUAGUCAAUUUGCCGCCCAAAAGGGUACCCAAAUCAAGGAGGUUGCCCCCUCGCUCCCUUACACGACAAAUGCAGGGGGCGGGGCCCUCUUUUCCCUCCUCGAAAGGGUGCUCCGCGCUGACUGCUCGAGAGACCAUUGGGGAGCCUGUGCUCGUGGUCGCUUCUUGUCGAGCCGUGGCCCAGCGUACAUCUUGGCGGGCUCAGGGGGUGUUUUCUGGUGUGCAUAGGGGUUCGCAGUAUCGGGCUGAGGGCCUCCCUACUUCGAAUUCCAUCGAGGUAGAAAAGGGCUUGUGCAAUUGCGAGCCAGGGUGGCGCAGGUAGUUCGUUGAACCUUUUAGACAGCAGGGCAGGGCCUGGGACUCUCCGGCGCCUCCUCGGCCAGGUGUGGAUAGCUUGCUUGAAGUGUGUGGGGAGUGUGUUCGGCUCGCUGCGCGUCAUCGUCGGCAGGGUGGGUGCGCAGCUCGUAAGUGAGGCGGCGAAGUGGCGGCGCGUGUUGCUCAGUGGGUGCUUCCGCGUGUCAUCUGUUGGCGCGUGUGCUUGCUCUUUAGUCGUUUGCCUGCGAGCGUCCUGCAAGGCAGUGCCAUCGAGACAGCAGCGCGUCCCCCUGUUCUCGUGUGUGCUUUUGCUUGACGGAUUUCUUUUCUACUGGCUGCCCAGGUGAGGGAGAUACUGUCAUGCGUGACCUGCUUUCUGCCGACUUUAUUCAGGGUGCUCACCAUCCUCGGAGCUGAGUUAGGAGGCCGGGAGAGCUAGGUGCGAAGGAUCCCAAACCGCGCCUGGCUUCUCCUUUCUGUCUCCCGUGUCGUGAGGUGAUUAUAUUAUCUUCGUUCCCGACGGGGAGGCGGUGGCAGUUGAGUUAGAAGGCUAUUACGUAUGGCCCCGGUAGUCUGCGGCCUUUGUUUUUCAGCUGAAAUUCUGUUGUCGGUCGGCGCGAGCUACUAGAAGAGUAGUGAGAGGUAGCCGCGCAGGGGGUGCUUUUUUUAUUUAUUAGCCCUCCUUGGCCCCUUCGUGCCUCUGUGUUUGUUCUUGUUUCUUCUUGACUCCGAGCGCGCCUUUUCCUCCUUGUCUUUCGGAUAGUAGAUUGAUAGGGUGUGAUACGGUACACGUUUCUUGCCUCUUGGCGUAGCCUUUCUCAAUUCAAGCACUGGCUUCUCCGCUUCAAAGCUUAUUGGACUGCCCUUCCGGAUCAGGUUGAGGCGAAAGAGGUGCGGAAGAUCAUUUUGGGCGACAAGCGUCCCGCCGAAGCAGCGAUCGUUUUUCUUGUGGCAGGCAAUAAUCGCAACAAUGAGGGAAAGGACGCGACGAACAUUAAGACUAAAAUGAUGAAUGCGUUGAUUGAGAAGUCAGCAGAAAUGGCGGGGACGGGAAAGUACAUUUUUGUCACUGGAGGCGCCAGCCAUUGGCAGCAUGUUUUUGCUACGGGUAUGAGCGGGAAGGGGCAGACAACGCACAACUUCGCCGACCACAACGGAGAUUUUAUUUCUUCGAAAGAUGUCCUCGACGCUGACGGCGUGAAGAAAUCGGAUGCCGCAUUUCCGCCUGCUAGGGCCGGGGCUGAGGGUACCCAUAUGCUGCCACUUAAAGUGAUUAUGGCAACGGGCUCCUCAUUCAUACCACAACGGAAAACUUUUGCGCCAUUAAAAGCACUACUUUCGUUUAGAUUGAAUAUUGAAAGUUGCAAGCCCACUUGACUAAGGACAAAGCCGUUCCUUGUUUGUGGUUUUCGGUCUUCGUUUCUGAGUGGCGCAAGCUUGUGACCUCGGGUAUGAGUAAUGACCCCUCUUUCAUAGGGGAAGCUACGGGGACUGACAAGAACUUGCUUACCGGGCUGGUUGCGGAUGUAUAUGUGGUCUUCCAAGGCGGCCAAGCAGCUCCAGCAGAAGUCGCUCCCGCGCAUGAAAAAGGGGCAUUGGUCGUGCCGGUGCUUUGCUCUGGGGGGACCAGUGCACCAGGAGGGGAAAAUGGAGCGGCCCUUCCUGAGGAUAUAUACAACAACGCAAAAACUUGGCAGCUGGAACAGGAUGGCGAUUUGUGCGCCCCUGGCGAAGAGGAUCCGAAGGCGAUUGCCGAUGCUGUUUGGGGUCAAGUUGCAGGGAACAUGGUAUAGAAUUCUCCCAUCGAUAGUUUUGCUGAGUUUUUUUGUUCGUGUUGUGUCCCUUUACAACUUACCGGCCCUUCGCCAGUCUUAGGCCAUUCGCCGAAAGUGCUAGUUGAGCCCAGGCAGGUUGGUGCCCUCAGUUGUUCGCCCUGCUUUGCCUGUAAGGUGCUUGUUUGUAAGCGCCUAUGUAGCUUUGCUGCAGUAGGAUUCCCGUAGGUGGAUGUAAAUUUUCUCUGGGAUUAUCAUACAGAUCCGACGCCAUUGGGCUUUGGCCAUCUAGCCCGCGCCAUUGGAAUGGGGCCAUCUAAGAGUGCUGCAGCCUUCGACAAAUAGGGGGUGGAAUGCGUGGCAUCGCAGUGCGCUGGACUUCCCUGUAUCAGCGUGCCGCGGUCCUGGUUGUUUUCUGGGUUGUUGUUUCGUUCCUUCGUUCUCUCUCCCCUUCUGCGUUGACCAAAAGAGUAGCCGAACAGGCUGCCCCCCUUUCUUUUCGAAAGGGCGCCCAGAGUCAGCGUGUGCCCAAACUGACUGCUCGAGGGACCAGUGGGGGGCCCUUGUUCGUGGUCGCUUCUUGUGUAACCCCGUCCCGGGUGGUUUCUCUUUCCUUACGGUGCUCGGCGGCUCGCCCUCGGACGGCAGCCCGCCCGGGCCACCCGGGGUGAAUGGUGGACGGCGGACCAGGUCACCGGCCGUUUUUCGGGAAGUACGUACGUAAAGGGCGGGGGUUCGUGGGGCAUAUCGUUUGCCACGAAUUCAAUCAAGGUAGAAAGGAGCUGGCCCAUUUGCAGAAAACCAGGGUGGGGCAAGUAGUUGGUAGCGUGGUCCGGGGUGGGUGCACGGGUUGUACCGUGUGGCGCCCUCUGCCUUGGGCGCUAGUGUUUGCCCUUUCGCUCGGCGGAUGAGUUAGUAUUAGCAUGUUUGCCGCAUGUAGUAUGUGCGGCAGUUCCACAAGUCCACAGCUAGCCGGCGGACCGCCUGGGAGCCCGAGUCGGUUGACCUCUGCGUAUUGUAGGUCAUUGCAAAUGCCACUUUCAUUUGCGACUCCAAUUUUCAUUGGUUUAAAACAACGUAUUUUUCAGGAUCCUCUGUUGGUUUUUAGGUUGUUCGCAUGCACCACUACUUCCUUGCAGAACCCACGUUUUUUUAUGGAGUUGUAUGUGCUAAGUGAAAGAAAGACAGAGGAGCCUGGUGUUGAAUUAUCCACCGGGGAUUUGGCGAACCUUGACGAUGCCUACUUUGUUGUAUUGGUAAGUAAAUGAUUCUGGAAUUUGGUGACCUGAUUUUGGUCACAAGGGAAAGCAAGAAGAGAACCCUUGAGAGCAAAAUCCUGCUACCGAAUAGAUACCAGAGCAGUACAGUUGGAUGGGCAGCAAAUCCCAAAGGAUUAGCUUUGACGAAAGAGGCGGGUCCAUGCUGCUGCGUCGUGUGGUGGUCGUCGUGUCUGCAAAGCUUGCUUUGCCUCGUCGUCCUCUAAUGUGAGGCAGCGGGUGCGCUGUGGGGGCCCGCCUUUGCACUAAGUUUUUUUGUCCCUAGGCAUACAGUGGCAUUCUGCACUUCCAAGCACCGGCUUCGGGCCAUUCGAUAGUUUUAUUUCUACUUUUUGCGGAUUUUUGUUUGGCUCGUCUGUUGUAUCCUUAAUCUUGUUAGGCCCCUCCUCUGCCCGGCAAUUUCUCCAAAUAUUUGUGUCGACUGUGUGAGAAUAUGUAUGUCUAUUCAUGUAUUGUAGCACGAUCUAUGUAGAGUGGGCAAUAGCAACCUAUCCUAUCUUAUCCUAUCCUAUUGUAGGAGGAGAAGGAGCUAGCAUCGAAAUUCAUGAAGAAGCACAAUACGGAGCGCCGCGUCGUUAUCGCUGUUUUGGGAGGCGAUUUCCCUGCAGCUGCUCACGACACAGAGGGUAAGGAAAGGAAUUUUCUGGAGACAGUGGUUCCUGCUGUGGCAGAGAAGGUGGUCGGUCUAGUGGGAGACAAAGUUCUCUUCGUGACAGGUGGUGUAUCCGACACGCAAAGGCUUUUCGGCCAGGGCGUCGCGAAGGCAAAAUCAGAAGUGAGCCUCUACAAUCUCAAAGGCGAACCUGUCACAUGCCAAGCUGCUCCCUUGGAGGGAGACUGGAAAGGGAAUGCAUGGGGCGUUCCCUAUCCUCACAAUGACCCGAAAGAUAGUCGGAAGGCCAAGCUCACGGGCCUGCUUGGUGACGUUGUUAUUACCAUUGGAGGCGGCGACGUGGUGAUAGAGGAGGCGAAACUCGCCGUCAAUGAAGCCAAGCAGGUCGUCCCAUUGAUAGCUACCGGUGUACCAUUUCCAGAAGAGGCGCUGGAGAGGCCGGAAUUCGUGGCCGAGGAUCUCUGGAACGGUUUAGCCACGAAAAUCGACGGUGCUGAGCAGAAGUAUGCGGAAAACGCAGCAGAGGUCAUCCGCGCUGCUGUAGAUGAAGCCCGCGUCUAA
Amoebophrya sp. A25 is the source of this 14431-nucleotide messenger RNA. The record is from the annotation of a GenBank genome assembly. NCBI's taxonomy places the organism in Eukaryota, Dinophyceae, Syndiniales, Amoebophryaceae.